Homalodisca vitripennis (glassy-winged sharpshooter) is the source of this 366-nucleotide messenger RNA. RefSeq lists its product as uncharacterized. Lineage: Eukaryota; Metazoa; Arthropoda; Insecta; Hemiptera; Cicadellidae. The coding region runs from base 1 to 366 and encodes 121 amino acids. The transcript has a single exon. The record is from RefSeq and is a predicted model, not a curated record.
AUGUCUGAAGUGGUGUCUUUUUCUCGUAGUCAAUUUCCAUAUAUCUUUGACUACCGCAUCAAUGGAUUGUUGCUGAGAAGAAUGAACAGUUUUAAGGACCUUGGAGUUGUUUUCACCUCUACACUCGACCCGUUGGAGCAUAUUGAUGGUGUUGUAUCAAGAGCUUACUCCCUCUUGCGAUUCAUCAUGAGAUCGACUAGGAGCUUCAGGUCACCCCAGUCGCUCCUGAUCCUCUACAAGACUCUCGUUCGCCCGGUCCUUGAGUAUGGUUCAGUGAUCUGGUCCCCUCAUCUUAUUACCCAUAUCGAAUACUUGUACCGAGUUCAUCUUCGUUUUUUGAGAGUGUUGGGCGUUCGAAUGGGCUAA